Molecule: messenger RNA, 3788 nt
Organism: Choloepus didactylus (southern two-toed sloth)
Lineage: Eukaryota; Metazoa; Chordata; Mammalia; Pilosa; Megalonychidae
Gene: CATSPERG
Product: cation channel sperm associated auxiliary subunit gamma
Cellular component (GO): CatSper complex; motile cilium; sperm principal piece
Source: RefSeq, a predicted model, not a curated record
AAGGUGUCGCGGUUCCACCGGAAGGUGAGGAUCGAGAAGGUACCGACCGAGAAGUCAGCGCCGGCGCAGAGAGAGGAGAAGGUGCAGGGUGAAGCGAGGGCGCGGGGCCGGGAGACAGCGAAAGCCGCGUGGCGCCCUACCCCGCGAUGUCUCCUGCGGGUCCCCACGUCCCGCGGGCGCUGCAGGCACUGCUGGCGCUGCUAUUGGCGCCGUGGAGACUGUGGGCUGUCGAGGAUGAGGAAUGCACCUGGCAGGUGUUUCUGAACAAGUUCGAGACGGUAGGCAAGAGCGGCGCGAGCGACCGCUUCUUCAGACAAGAGCCCCUGGACAAGGUGGAGAGAGUGUUCGGCAUGCUGGUGGACGCGCCCAUCGACCCGGACGAGAAAUACCUGGGCUUCCCAUAUUACCUGAAGAUCAACUACUCCUGCAAAGGAGAGCACUCUGAAGCCCUGGUCUGCAAGGGCCACCUGACGGGGCUAAAGCCCGUGGUGCUGGUCACCUUCCAGUCCCCAGUCAACUUCCGCCACUGGAAGAUAGAACAGUUGCAGAUCCAGAUGGAGGCAGCCCCUUUCCGCAACACAGAGUCCUGCAGUGCCAAGGAGGUGUGUGUCAUGAGCUGGUACACGCCCAUGCCCAUCAAGAACGGCAGCGUGGUCAUGCACGUGGAUGUCAGCGGCAAUGGCCUGGGGCCCCUCAUCCCCAAGGAAAGGUUCCAGAUGAACAUCAAUGGCUUUCUGAAGAGAGAGCAAGACAACACAAUCCAGUUCACCGUGGGGAGUGAGCUCUUCCAUAUGGUGCCCCGGUACUUUUAUAAUGCCCCGUCGCGGCCUCUGUGGUACACUGUGGACCAGGCACCCGUGCUCAUCCUGGGUGGCAUCCCCAAUGAGAAGUCCAUCCUGCUGACCGACACCAGUUUCAAGGACUCCUCUCUCAUAGAGUUGAACAUUGACAGUUGCUGGGUUGGCUCCUUCUACUGCCCCCAGGCCGACUUCGCGGCCACCAUCUAUGACACCAUCUCCACCGAGAGCACCCUCUUCAUUCGACAGAACCAGCUUGUCUACUACUUCACGGGCACCUAUACCACCCUCCACAAGGGCAACCACGGCAGCGGGAGCUGGGUUCGCGUCCUGACCAAUGAGUGCAUCAAGAAGCUGUGCCCUGUGGAAUUCCACAGCAAUGGCUCCGAGUACGUGAUAGCCCUCACCACUGGCAAGCACGAGGGUUACAUCCACUUUGGAACCAUCACAGAUGGCCACGUUUCCUUCAAGAUGCUGCCCGUGAGCCAGUCCGUGUGUGAAGGAAUCCAAGGUACCCAUCUCCCACUGGUCUGUGACGCCACUGACUGCUCCAUCGCCUGGAGUGUGUUCAUGGAGGGUGAAUACAAGCUGCUGCUGCUGGUGGAGACCGGAGUCACCCCCACCGGGAAGUAUUUCCAGGUGGUCAGCUACGACCUGGUUACAGAUAACCUGUCCAUACUCUACAAGGUCCCAGAAUUCAUCCCGGAUGCUCGAGGCCUGGAGUUCCUGAUGAUGCUAGGGACAGAGUCUUACACUGAUACCCCGAUGGUGCCCAGGGGCAUGUCCUACAACCCCUACAACAACCUACUGUACAUCUGGGGCAACUUCCUCCUACAGAGUUACGACUAUGAAAACUUCAUCUACCUGGCUGACUUCCCCAAGGAGUCGUCCAUCAAGUACCUGGUCAGCUCGUUCCGUGGGGAACUGGCUUUUGUCACAGAGACUGAAGAGAUCUGGUACCUCCUGGAAGGCAGCUACCGAGUAUACAAGCUGGUCCCCUGCGGCUGGGAGGUACACACCAGCCUGCAGGGGAUGCGCCAGUCCUCCCUCUACACCUCCAACGAGACCAUGGUCACCCUCUUCUAUGAACAAAGCAAACUGUACCAGCUGAUGUACCUUGUAAGUAAUUUGGAGGGCCAGCUGGUCAAGAGGCUUGUGCCGGUGGAACAGCUCCUGAACUAUCGGCAGGUCAACAACCGCUAUGUCUUGGAGCAGCAAGGGGGCCACACGACGCUCACCUUCACCAACGUCUGCCCCUUCACGGUGAUGCGCCUGUGGGACCUGCCCAACCCGCAGAGCUACACGCGCCAGGAGCGCUACCGGGCGCUGCCGCCGCGCGUCCUGGAGGCCUCGGGCUUCCACAACGAGAGCUCGCUCGCGGUCUAUCAGGGCCUCGUCUACUACCUGCUCUGGCUACACUCCAAGUACGACAAGCCGUACGCGGACCCGGUGCACGACCCUACCUGGCGCUGGUGGAAAAACAAGAAACAAGACCAGGAUUACUACUUCUACCUGGCGAGCAACUGGCGGAGCGCGGGCAUUGACAUGGCCAGCUACGAAAAGAUCUACAACCUCAAGGCGGAGUACGAGCUGCCGGAGCGUAUUUUCCUGGACAAGGGCACCAAAUACAGCUUCUCGAUUUUCCUUACCGCCCGGGGACACGCCUUGAAGACCGAGGCCGAACUCGGCUCCGUCUUCCAGCUGGAGACCCCGCUGGGCCUGGGCGUGCUGCUGGCCCAUCCGGGCUGCAUCGAGGCCGUGGUGAAGCAGGAAAUCCUUAUCAAUCGUAACUCGGUGCUCUUCAGGGUUACACUCAGUGAUAAAAGGUUAUGCUUCGACCAGGGCAUCAGUGGGCAUCACCUCAUGAAAACCUCCAUGCUGGUCAAGGUAGUGGGCUCAGCCGGGCACUGCUUCCAGAAUACACACCUGGGGCCCCGCCUGCAAGGCAGCCUGGUGGUGCCAGUGCUUAUCGGCUGCCCCCCGGGCAAGCGCCUGGCCUUCGACAUCACCUACACGCUGGAGUACAACCGCCUGCAGAACAAACACUACUUCGACUGCGUAAACGUGGACCCGGAGAUGCCCUGCUUCCUUUUCCGCGACAUAUUCUACCCGUUCUUCUUGAUCCAAGAUUUGGUGACGGGAGACUCCGGCAGCUUUCAGGGCAGCUACGUGCUGAAGGUGGUGGGUGGUGGACCCACCCUGGACUCCAUCGAGGAUUACAGCAAGGAGGAGAUCUACCGCUUCAACAGCCCCCUGGACAAUACGGACAGUCUCAUCUGGACCACGAGGAACGCGACGACCACCGAGGACAUGGCCUUCAACAUCAUGUCCCACCAGAGCUUGGGCAUCGAGUGGCUGUGUCUGCAGAACUCCCCAUGCCAUGACACCAUUCCCCAUAGCAUCUUCGCCCCCGAAUUCUUCUUCAAGGUGCUGGUGAGCAAUAAAGGUGUGGACAAGAGCACGUACUGUGACUACCAGCUCACCUUCUUGCUGCACAUCCACGGGCUUCCACUCAGUUCCAAGAGGGCCCUCUUCUUCCUCUUUGUGUCAGCUAGCAUGUUCGUGGGCCUGGUGGUCCUCUACAUCGUUGCCUGCCUCAUGUGGCCCCUCAUGGUGAAGGCUUGCAACAUCCUCCGCUGGAAGAUCAAUAACCUUGUCGCCUCAGAAUCCUACUACACCUACACCUCCUCUUCCAGAGGCUUCAGCAUUCCAUCCAAGGUCAGCUCUAAGGCCAGCUCCAAGGUCUGAGAUGUCAGAGAAAAGACAAGGCUGAACCUGAGUAAACCUCAGAGAAGUCACUGACCUGAAGCCCUUGCCUGCCCCAACCCUCCAACCCCUCAUCCCUUAUGCCCAGGCCUAGUCGCUUCCUGGGCUCUCUCACCAAGCCCACCGUGGAAACGUGAGCCUGUCACCCAUCCCAGGCCUUGCCUUCUGUUUUUCUUGAUUUUUCACUUCUCAUUCAGACCCAAAUAAAGCCUCAUUUCAGGACCA